UGUCAAUUGUUUUUUGCGGUAACAUCUUUAUUUACUCAGCUAGUGUCACCUUGUUUAACAGGUCAAAAACUACGAAAAGGAUUAUGUUGCUGGACGACACUGUGUGAAGACGAAGGCUUUUUACCAUGCCAAACUCAAAAUGGAACUGAUGUCUGUGAACAAUGCCCGGAUGGCGAAUAUGUGCGUGGGGUAUAUCCAACUAGUGGAUUCAAAAGUUCUCCAUGUGUUGAAAUUCGGCGUUGUUUGCAAGAAGAAAUACGGGACGAUUCUGGUAAAUGUGUUUGUAACCGAGCUGAAGGAUACAUAAGAAGAUUAGAUAACUGUGAACCAACUGAUAUAAAGUUUGAUAAACCCGGAAUCGAACUCAGCGAGCAAGGAUUCUGUGAAUCUUGCAAAGAAAACUUUUAUAAAGAUAUCAAUAGCAACGAUCUAUGCAAACAAAAAAGAAAAAUCAUUUGUCGUUCUGGACAAAUUGUCGAUAACGGCAACACUAUGUCAGAUCGGACUUGUAUUGAAGUAACAACAGUUAUACAGCGGAUAACAACCGAGAAAUCUUUUACCACAACUUACAAUUCUGGUAGUAGCAAUGGGCUUGAUGUUUUAGUUAUCAUUGGUAUAUCCAUUGGUUGUAUUCUGUUGAUAAUUGUCAUUGUUGUCAUCUACAAGAUCUACAAGAAAAUACAGGGAAAACAACAAGCAGAAAAUAUUUGCAUAACGGAAAGAGGAGAAUCAACCCCAUUGAAUAAGAACCAUACAAAAGAAGAUGAAUCGCUUUCAGGAACCAUCGAAAUCGCAACUACUCAUUUUUAUGGUGGCGAUGUUGAACGUGAUAAAAAAUCUAAAGCUGACCCUGUUGAUGAUGAUGAAACAUUUGUUAAGGAACCAGAAGAUAGUAAUGAUGACAAUCUCUUGUCAAGAGCUGAAGGUGGGGCACCAGCAACUGAAUUCCACAUAUUGUCUGCACAACAGCCUCAAGGUGAACAAACUGACAUGAGACCAAUUGUACAUAGGCCAACAACAAGGGUAGAAGCUCAGGUUCAUGCUCAACAAUCAUCUCUACCUCAACUGCUUACAGUACAUCCAGUAAACGAUGACUCAGGAAGAUUUUUAUCGAACGGAGAAACCUCACUGCCUAUGCAGUAUCAUAAUGGAAAUAUUGCUACAAAUAGUGCCAUGCCUACUGCCCGUCCUAAUAGCAUGAUUGUUGUAGAAAGUGGGAAUUUCCCGUCAGAUCAAUAUGAUCCAAACAGAUCACUAUGAGUUUUUUCCCAAGAAAGAAAGCUUAGAUGAAAAGAAAAGAUGUCGUAUCUGCUGAUCUUUGCAACAUACAUCUUAUUUAAAGGAAACAACGCAAGCACUCUUAUCUGCUACUACUUUACAUAUACAUUUCAUAUAAUACAUGUUUCAGGUAGUGACUUUAGGACAUAUCCAUCUAUACUGAUACUUAAGUUAAAGAGUGUAUUUCAAAUCAAAACUUAGGAAAUUCUUACAAAUAAUUUUAGUGGAAAUCUUAAUCCCUUCGAGUGUCUUCCACAUUCCACAAGGUUGUCAAUUUCAUUAACACCUGUAAGCACAUUUUUAUUUAUUCAGUGAGCUGAUAAAGGUCAUGACCCGUAAACUCAUCCAAUCAUCUUCUGAGAUCAUCGGCAACCACACGUUGAAAAAAAUUUCAAUGGGUCCGGAAAGGGUUAAAUUGAAUUAGAACAGAAUUAGAGAAAUAUAUAUAUAUAUAUCUAUGAUUUUAACAUAAAUAGAACAUAAAUGCUAGACCUAACCAGAUUCCUCCAAUGAAUUUAAGGACUAGGUUAAGGAUGCAUAUCGAAAAGAUAUACAGGUAUACAGCUUGUAGAUAACUAGAUUAAAUUAGAAGCAGGAAAUCAAGGCCAGGACCAGUAAUCUAUUUAUAAAUGCGUGUCCAAUUAAUUGUUUAUCAAAUGCUAAAAAAAAGUCCAGGGAUUACUACGUUGCAUGUAAAUUUUUCCAUUGUUUCAUAACAUACUUGCAUGGAAUUACUAUAGAAAAGCAAUUAGAUAGGCUUUUACUGCUGUUCCAAAUGCAACGGUUUGUAUUAGUGAGGCAUUUUAAUUACCCUAAACAACUAUUCUUUAUGACUGUCAACAAUUAAUAUAUUAUAGAGAUGCAAAAUAGACGUGAAAAUAAAUUUAAAAAAAAAGUAACAUUGAGCUGAAUAGAGCAAGACAGUCUUUUUAUAGUUUGUCUUUUUUCUGGUUUUGAUUAGUGUUGAUUAUUUAUUUAACCUUUAAGACUCCAUAGUUUGCUUUUGUGUAGUUCAAUUCAAGAUGCUCAAAUUUUAAAAUACCACAUGUAUUUUACGAUGUGUUCAGUUCAAGUACUUGAAUGAUAUUACAGUGUACUAUUAAAUCAGCAUUACAUAAUUUCAUCCAUGACCGUCAAAAUAAAUGAUUUUUAUACGACCACAGGUAGUAUUUUGUUAUGGUGUUGUCUGCGUCUGAAGACAUUUUGGUUCGCAGACAAUAACUUGAGUAUAAGUUGUAUAAGUUCAUGGAUGUCUAUGAAACUUUAGCACAAGCUUCCAUACCAGUAAAGGAUGGUUGGGAUUGUUUUGGGAGGCUAUUGUCUGUGCGGUUUUGUAAUUAGGGGCCAAAAAGGUCAGUUUUACUGGUUCAUGGAAAAUAAAUUGGUUCUCAGACAAUAACUUUAGUGUAAGUGUAUGGAUGUGUAAGAAAUUUUAGUACAAGGUUCCAUACCACAAUAUGAGGGUUGGGAUUCAUUUUGGGGGUUAUUGUUUUAGCUGUUUUGAAAUUAGGGGCCAGAAAGGGGCCAAACACAAUUAUUUGUCUGGUUUUAAGACAAUAACUUGAGUAUAAGAGAUAUUUCUUAGGUCAAAAUUUUAACACAAGGUACCAUUCCACAAUCGGAAGGUUGGGAUUAAUUUUGGGGGUUAUUGUCAUAGCUGUUUAGGAAUAAGGGGCCAAAAAGUCUUACAAAAACAAUUUUUUGGCAGGUUCACAGACAAUAACUUGAGUAUAAGUGUAUGGAUCUCUAUUAAAUUUCAGCACAAGGUUCCAUACCACAAUAGGAAGGUUGGGAUUUAUUUUUGGAUAAUUGUCGUAUCUGUUUAGGAAUUAGGGGGCCAAAAAGGGGCCAAAAAAAAAAGCAUUUUUCAUGUUUUAGGACAAUAAUUGGUGUAUAAGAGUAUAGAUUUCUAUGAAAUUUUACCACAAGCUUUCAUACUUCAAAUGGAAAGUUGAGAAUGAUUUUUGGAGGGUCAUGGCCAAUACCGUUUAAUAAUUAGGGGUCAAAAGGGGCCGAAAACAACUAUUUUUCUGGUUUGCAGGCAAUAACUUGAGUAUAAGUGUAUGUAUUUCUAUUCAAUUUUAGAACAAGGUUCCAUACCGCAAAAGGAAGGUUGGGGUUUAUUUUGGAGGUUAUUAAAGUAGUUGUUAAGGAAUUAGGGGCCAAAAAGGGCCUAACAAAAACAAUUAUUAGUCUGGUUUACAGGUUCCAGGUUGGGAUUUAUUUUUGGGGUUAUUGUUAUAACUGUUUAGUAAUUAGGACCAAAGAGGGGUCAAAAACAAGCAUUUUUCAUGUUUCAGGACACUAAUUUGUGUAUAAGAGUAUGGAUUUCUAUAAAAUUUUACUACAAGAUUCCAUACUACAAAAGAAAUGUUGGUAUUGAUUUUAAGUGUCAUGGUCCAAAUUGUUUAAUAAUAAGGGGCUGAAAUAGGGCCAAGAAACUAGGAUUUUCUGAUUUUUGGACAAUAACUUGAGCAUAAGUCUAUUUAUUGCUAUUUGACUGUGCCACAAGGUGAUAUACCAUAAAAUAAAGUUUGGGAUUGAUUUAAGGGGUUAUGGCCCUAUUGGUUUAGUUAAAAUGAGCCAAAACCAAUACUUUGUAUAAAUUGAUUAUUUUUUUAGCAAAUUCAAUGAGGUUUGAUUCAAAAGUCUUGAAUUCUGGGAAGUCUUUAUUAUUUGAAUUUUUGGGUCUUUUUUUUAAAUGAUUUAUAUUAAGGUCCAAAGGGUUCAAAAUUAAACUUUGUUUGAUUUCUUUAAAAAUUAAAUUAAUGGUGUUCCUUGUUAUGCUGAAUCUAACAGUGUAUUUUAAUUUUGAGGCCUGUCUUCAAAUUUGUCCACAUUAAGGUCCAAAGUGUCCAAAGUACAACUUUUUUUUUAUUUAAAAAAAAAUAUAAUUCUUGGGGUUCUUUGAUAUGCUGAAUCUAAGCGUGUUUAUAGAUUUUUGAUUUGGGCAUGGUUGGCCUACACUAAGGUCUAAAGAGUCCAAAAUUAAACUUUGUUUGCUUUAAAAAAAAAAUGGUUGGGGUUCUUUGAUAUGCCGAAUCUAAGUGGUAUUUAGAUAUUUGGUUUUGGGCACAGUAUUCAAGAUGAUCCAAAUUGGGGUCCAGAAUUGAACAUUGUUUGAUUUCAUCAAAAAUUAAAUUGUUUGUGUUAUUUGAUAUGGUCAAUCCAACAGGGUUUGAGAUUUUUUGAUUUUGUGCUUGGUUUUUAAAGUUGGUCCAAAUUUGUGUCCAAAAUUAAACUUUGUUUGAUUUCUUCAAGAAUUAAAUCAUUGGAGUUCUUUAAUGUGUGCAAUCUAACAGUGUUUUAGAUUUUAGAUUUUGGGCCCGUUUUUCAAACUGGACCCCAUAAAGGUCCAAAGUUUCCAAAAUAAAACUUAGUUAGAUUUUAACAAAAAAUCAAACAUUGUGGUUUUUUGAUAUGCUGAAUCCAACCAUGUAUUUAGAAUUUGAAUAUUGGAGCAUAAUUGGUAAAUGUCCAAUUUUAAAAUUAUUUAAGAACUUAUACCACACUCAUUCUGUGUCAGCAACUAUGCUAUUAUUACAUCUUUGCUCAGAAUCUAAAUUCAGAGAUGUUAUUGCACAAUUAACAGAAAUUUUAAGUAGGGUCAUAGUUGAAAAUAGAUAUAACAUCAUAUCUGAUUUAGAGAACUAUUUUUGUGGUUUACAUCACUGGUUCAUGGAAAUAAAUUGAUUCACAGACAAUAAUUUUAUUAUAAGUGUAUGGAUGUGUAAGAAAUUUUAGCACAAAGUUCCAUGCCACAAUAGGAGGUUUGGGAUAUUAAAUAGUUAAUCAAGCUCUACAUUUAUAGAUUUAUUAUAGAAAUUUUAAAUUGAGUCAUAGUUUAAAAUAGAUUUGCUGAUUCAGAUAUAUAUCAAUUGUGGUGAUUAUUGUGUAUGCAUUGUGUUCUGUUUAAAGAUUGUUAACAUGUUUGAAUACUUUCUUAUGGUUGUAUAUUCCCUUGGAAAUUAAAAUAAACCUUCGUCUAUCUGUUGAAGUGAAAGUGUAAGUAAAUGAAGUUUUUAAAUACAAUUGUGCCAUACAUUAUGUAAUGUUACAUCUUAAUAAAAAAAAAUGUUAUUUUUAGAUAAACUAUUUUUAUAAAAGGAUAUAUUUCAUUACAAUACAUUGUGUAGAUAAAGUUGUUUACACUGAUAGAAAAGUUGAAGAUAUUAUUUUGGACAAAUGAAAGAAAAAAUAUUGGAACUAUUGAUUAUAUAUAUAAAGUUUGAUUACACUAAGUGUUUUUAUAUGAUCUAAAAUUUCUUUGCCUUCUUUAAUUUUUGUUGUUGUUUGUUUUCCAGUAUCAUAAUUGUUAAAUACCAUGCCCAGACUGAAAAGAAAAUCUACAUUAAUGAUAAGAAAUGAUCGUAAAAUCAAUUACACAAUUAUAAUUGGAGUGACAGAUUUAUUUGAAAAUUUUGUGUUUCUUAGGUGUUGUUGAUGAUAAGCUCUGUGGGACAAAUAGAUCUAGUUUGAAAUUUACUGUUCAUUAUUAGACAUUUUGAAGAUGAUUACAGAUAAGUUUUAUAGAUUUUUUAAAGACAUUAUAUUAAAGAUAAAUGAUAACAUUAUUUUGGAAAUUAAUUUUUUCUUUUCUUUGGUAAAUUGUUUGAAUAAUUUUGUGGUAGGUUUGUUUGUUAUUUUGUAUAAACCAAUUUUCUGAAUGCUAUAUACAUUUCAAUGCCCCCACGGUAGCGGAGAGGGCAUUAAGUUUUACCCUUGUCCGUCUGCACGUCCGUCCGUACGUCCAAAAUUGGUUUUCGUUCUCUAACUUUAGUUUGUCUAAAAUACUAUGAAACUUUUACACAAUGCUGAUUAUCACAAUACACAGAUCAAAUUUGAAUUUGGGUGGCGUCACUUUCACCGUUCUAGAUUUAUGCCCCUUUACAACUGGAAAAAUUGCAGAAUUUUUUGUUUCCGAUCUCUAACUUUAGUUUGCCUCCACAAAAUGUUAUGAAUCUUAUACACAAUGCUUUUUACUGCAAAACACAGAUCCAGUUUGAAUAUUGGUGGCGUCACUUUUACCGUUCUAGAGUUAUGCCCCUUUACAAAUGAAAAAAAUCAGCGUUUCCGUUCUCUAACUUUAGUUUGCCUCAACCAAAUAUUAUGAAACUUUUACACAAUGCUUAUAAUACCACAAAACACAGAUCAAGUUUGCUGAAUUUUUCGUUUCCGUUCUCUAACUUAAGUUUGCCUCAACCAAACGUUAUGAAACUUAUGCACAAUGCUGAUUACCACAAAACACAGAUCAAGUGAAUAUUGGUGGCGUCACUUUUACCGUUCUAGAGUUGUGCCCCUUUACAAAUGGUAAAAUGCUGAAUUUUUCGUUUCCGUUCUCUAACGUAAGUUUGCCUCAACACAAUGUUAUGAAACUUAUACACCACAAUGCUUAUUACUUUAAAACUCUGAUAGAGUACAAAUUUGGGUAGCGUCACUUUCAUUGUUCUUGAGUUAUGUCCCUUUAUAACGUUAUAUGCAAGCGGUGGCAUCAUCUGUGUCCCAUGGACACAUUCCCCAUUUAUUUAUUUUUUUAUUUUGAUGAAGCGAACUCUUUUAAAAACUAAGCUUAUAUAGUCUGUUAAUAAACAUGUAUUUAGAUUUUUGAUUUUUGGCCCCGUUUUCAAGUUGAUCCAAAUCUGGGUCCAAAAUUAAAUUGUGUUUGACUUCAACAUACAUUGAAUAUAUAAGGGGUUCUUUGAAAUGCUGAAUCUAAACCUGUAUUUAAAUUUGGAUUUUUGGGGUCAGUUUUCAAGUUGAUCCAAAUCAGGGUCCAAAAUUAAACUUUGUUUAGUUUCAACACAAGUUGGAGAUAAAGGGUUCAAACCAUGUAUUUAGAAUUUGGAUGUUGGUCUCAGUUAUCAAAUUGGUCCUCAUUGAGGUCCAAAGGGUCUUAACUAAAACUAAUGUUGGUUUUUUUUUCAUCAAAAAUUGAAUUCUUGAGGUUCUUUUAUAUGCUGAUUCUAACCAUGUACUUAGAUUUUUGAUAUUGGACCAUAAAAGGUAAAUGUCCAAUUUCAAAUUUUUCAGUUCUUUGACCAUAUUCAUUUUGUGUCACAAACCUAUGCUGUAUGAAAUAUUCAAUCACAAUCAAAAUUAGAGCUGUUUUAACUUAAAUGUUGUGUCCAUACUUGCCCCAACUGUUCAAGGUUCGACCUCUGCGGUUGUAUCAAGCUGCAACCAGUGGAGCAUUUGAUUUUUUAUGUUUAUAUCCAUUUUAUGCAUACAUUAUGUGAAAUUAUUCGAGCAUUAUAAUUUGUGAUACAAGAUUUUAUUGACUUUUGUUUUCUUAAUGUCUUAGAAUGUGUAUUAUCAUAAUAUACAUAUGCUGGGUUUUUUUUGUUGCUUAUUCGAAAAAUAAAUAUAUUUAGCCUA
Mytilus californianus (California mussel) is the source of this 7653-nucleotide messenger RNA. RefSeq lists its product as uncharacterized. Bases 493 to 1260 code for a protein of 255 amino acids. The transcript is spliced from 11 exons. NCBI's taxonomy places the organism in Eukaryota, Metazoa, Mollusca, Bivalvia, Mytilida, Mytilidae. The record is from RefSeq and is a predicted model, not a curated record.